GGUCCGACCAAUCGGAAAUCUUGCUUUGACUGCGCUACGAUGAAGGCUGAACCAAACCCGUUGUACAAAUGGAAUAAUUGUAGUCUUUACGUGAGUAAUUUGGAAAAAUGUGAUCUACAUCCAAAAUUUUCCCAGCUCAAAAUCUAAUAAGACACGAUAAUGACUCCACUCGAACUGCUCGUCGUGGCGGAAGUAAGGAAAUCGUAAAGCAACUCUUAAAUGAAACCCGGAAGCUGUUACCGCUUUUCACUUUUACACACGCAGGAGUGUGUGUGCGUGUUCGCCGUGGAAACGACUCUUGCUUUCCUGCUGUGUCGCUCACCGUAAAACCACAUUGACGCCCAGGCAGUAUGAGCAGAGAGCUCAACGUGCCCACGGGCUCGCCGGCCCCGGGCAUGUCGGAGCGGGCCCCGGAUGGCGGCAGCGGCGGCAGCAACAUGGACUACCGGGACUGGGUGCGGCGCAGCUACCUGGAGCUGGUUAGCUCCAACCACCAUUCGGUGCAGGCCCUCUCCUGGAGGAAGCUCUACCUGAGCAGGGCCAAGCUCAAGGCCUCCAGCAGGACCUCGGCGCUGCUGUCUGGCUUCGCAAUGGUGGCCAUGGUGGAAGUGCAGCUGGAAAUGCAGUACAGUUACCCGCGCGUGCUGCUGGUGGCGUUCAGCGUGUGCACCACGGUGCUCGUGGCCGUGCACCUGUUUGCGCUGCUCAUCAGCACGUGCAUCCUGCCCAACGUGGAGGCGGUCAGCAACAUCCACAACCUCAACUCGGUCAGCGAGUCGCCGCACGAGCGCAUGCACUACUACAUCGAGCUGGCGUGGGGCUUCUCCACCGCGCUGGGCAUUCUGCUCUUCUUGGCCGAGGUGGUGCUACUCUGCUGGAUCAAGUUCCUGCCCGUGGACUCGGGAGGUGCCGCCGCCGCGGCGCCGACGAUGACGGCCCCGGUCGCGCAAGACAGCGGCUGGCUGGCGGCGCUGGCGUCCACCAUCAUCAUGGUGCCCGUGGGCGUCAUUUUUGUGGUGUUCACCAUCCACUUCUACCGUUCGCUGGUGCGCCACAAGACGGAGCGCCACCACCAGGAGAUCGAGGAGCUACACAAGAUCAAGGUGCAGCUGGACGGCCACGAGAGGGCGCUGCAGGUAGUGUGACGGACCAUUGAUAAACAUCAUUCACCAGCUUCCCUCUAGGUGACUGUUAUUUAUUCACAAACGUCAAAUUACUGUAUGCUUCUGUGCGCUUUUUUUUUUCUCUCCAAAGUGUCCAUUUUGUGCUUUCGGCCAUUUGUGCAUUUAUUCAGUAUCCUUGAUGUCCAUUUACGAUGUCGGGGACGGGGGAUAUGAAAUUGACCAGAUUUGGACACGGGGAUUGAUAUCCAAUAAAUGCUCAAGUGGCAUUCCUUCUUCAGGUCCAUGUACUAGUAUACUCAAAAAUCACAGCAGGAGUAAUAACACGUACAUUUCUGCCCCCCCCCCCCCCCCCCCAGAAAGUUUGUAACAUGAAAAAUUCACAUAAUUCUGCAACCCUUCUCAGUCACUGCAAGUUCUUCAAACCAAUUGACUGUACGAUUUUGGUGUUUUUAAGCAUGCGUUUUUGCACUUUCAAUCUAUGGAAAGCAGCUCGAGUUCCAGUUCCGACUUUUGGUCUCUCUGUCCUCACCCGUAAGACAAUUCAGUGCACUUUUGUCUUCAGCGCAAUAUCAAAUGAAUGAAUGAAUUAUUUAGACGUCUUCUUUGACUGCGCAGCGAGUCGUGUUGAAUGUUUUUACAGAAAAAGGGCUACGGCGUUCUUUGUGCCAUGUUGUUGUUGUUACUACGCUGCGGCUCAUCCGCUCAGCCUUUUGUCGCCGUCCAAUGAAAAACACAAAUGUCCCUUUGGUGAUUGUCACUCGUGUGCCUGCCUGAUGUCAACGGUGGAACUGUCAUAAAUGGUCCCAACCUGAUACAGAUGCGACUAGCACGUGUUUGAAAAUGUCUUCUCAUACCUGUUCCUCAAAAAAAAAAAGUCGGGGGGGGGGGGGGGGACAAAUUGUUGGAGGCUCAAGUCUUAGUAUUAAUUUUCUUUCAGAAACCCAAAUGAAAUGAAAAAAAAGAUUUUUCUUCAUAUUUUGAGAUUGAAAAAUGGAUCGGUGCCUUUCAGUGGACGGCGCAUUUUGUUUUAUGCACUCGGAGGUCAUGUCAUUCGGAACACUACCUUCACCAACAUGAAUGGUCGCAGCUCAACGGUGUUUUUUCCCACACAUCUUGAAAACUGUUGAUGUACAUGCAUCAAUUACUUUUGUUUACUAGUGUUUGCCCAAGUGCCACUCAAAACACCUUGGCUGGAUUGGAUUAAAUUAUGCUGGUGUUCCCAAUGAAAUGGUCUUUGUGUGAAUAUAGAAAUGUUACAAUUUUUGUCUGUAUUAUUUGCGUCUAAAUGCUACCAAAGCCAAACCAGGUCAUUGUCACCACUGAAUGUGAUGUCUACACUGCUUGGGUGAUGAUUUAACUGUCAGUCUUAAGCCAAUUUUGGUAAAGUAUACUGUUUUUACUUAAGCCCCGCCCCCUUUUUUCACCAUUGCCUUUGUUAUUGAAAAAUCUCACGCCUCCUAAAGCUCCUUUAAAUGGGGAAAAGCUCUUCAGUUUGUUUGCAUGGGGAGCUCAAAACCAAAAGGUUUCAGACACCAGUUGAAGGAAGACGUGCUAACUUUCUUGCAAGCCGUGAAGCCUCUUUGGCUAGCGAAAAAGAGAGCUUUGCUUAAUCUGCUCAAUAGAGGUGACCAAUGACAGUAAUAAAAACAAACUAGGGUUCUUGUCGGAUGACACACGAGCAUCCCCCGCCCUUGAGGUGGGGAGUGGUACUACAAGUUAGCUUGGUAUCUUUUGAGUCUCCGAAAUGCACCUUUGAAUUAUGAACAUGUUACUGUGAUCAACUCUUUGUGCUGUUUACACGAACCCUAUUGCUAAAAAGGUUAAACAAGCAAACCACAGACCUCCCUCGAGCGUCUGAAUGCAAGUUUUGCUCGUUAAGUCAUUUUACCGACUUUGUUACACAUUCCGUAUGACUCAUCUGAUCAACAUGUUCACGUCUCUUUUACCAACAUGUUACUGAAUUAAACGCCCUCAUUCUCA
Hippocampus zosterae (dwarf seahorse) is the source of this 3104-nucleotide messenger RNA. RefSeq names its product ORAI calcium release-activated calcium modulator 2 (gene orai2). The transcript has 3 exons. Gene Ontology annotation, cellular component: membrane. The record is from RefSeq and is a predicted model, not a curated record. Gene Ontology annotation, molecular function: store-operated calcium channel activity. The coding region runs from base 351 to 1145 and encodes 264 amino acids. Gene Ontology annotation, biological process: store-operated calcium entry. Lineage: Eukaryota; Metazoa; Chordata; Actinopteri; Syngnathiformes; Syngnathidae.